GAGUAAGAAAUUCUUAGACAACGUCUGCCUUGCAGCUGUGAAAUUCAUUUUCUCGCCAAGGCAAUAUAUUAAAAGGUCACACAUGCUUUUGAUAAGAAAUUAGAGGGGAUUCUACAGUGAGACAAUCGAUAGCUUAGUCAUUUUACUUUAAAGAGAGCAGACAGCCUUAUUGUGGGGUUAGGCGACAGAUGAAUUUCAUCACGACAGCGCCUUCUGAAGUCAUGAUGGGAGCCGGCACUAACCCUGUCCUGCAAAGCAGAAAUUGCUCAUUGCCUUCUUACUUGAGCAUUCAAAACCAGCGAUUCUGAGAUCUGGAGAAGAAGUUGGCUUGCGCUCUACGUGGCUUCUAGUCCCUCUGCCCAGGUCUUUGUUGGACAAGUCUCAGACUCAGACGGUAGCACUGCGUUAAAGUGACCACACAUGAAUAUGUGCCUAAGAAAGAAGAAAAAGCAGUAUUCCUCCCUAAAGGACAGCAUGGCCAAGCAGCGUGAAGUUUUCCAUUUCCCUCCUAACACUUCUUUAACAAGGAUAACAAGAAACUGUCUUUUGACUCCUUUUUGUCCACAUUCCAUAGUCCUUUCUGCGAGGAUGCAUUAAUUCAUGUUCGAGGCAGUUGGAUUUCAGCAGGACAAUAUUUGCCAUCAUUUAGGAUUAGCAAUUGGACUGGUUAUUUUAGUGUGUUGACUAGUGGAAGCUACAUGGAUGGACUCCUACCUGCAGUGCUCUGUGAUGGUUCUUUCUUUCAAUCCUGGAAGGGCUUUUCUGUUUUUUGCUAUUUGUGUUUUUUUGGGGGGUUCGAUUUUGGGGGAGAGAGAAUUCAUUACUUGUUGCCAUAAUUGUCCAUGAUCGAUGCUCAAGCCAGAGGGUUGGGACUCAUCUGUGAAAAUCAGUACAUGUAACAUAGGAGACAAGGAAAAUAUUCAUGACGUCCACUCUGCCAACAUGAUGCACGUGAACACCUUCCCCUUUAGAAGGCAUUCCUGGAUAUGUUUCGAUGUGGACAAUGGCACAUCAGCGGGACGGAGUCCCUUGGAUCCCAUGACCAGCCCAGGAUCUGGGCUAAUUCUCCAAGCAAACUUUGUCCACAGUCAACGCCGGGAAUCCUUCUUGUAUCGAUCCGACAGCGAUUAUGACCUCUCUCCAAAGUCUAUGUCCAGGAACUCCUCGAUUGCCAGUGAUAUACAUGGAGAUGACUUGAUUGUGACUCCAUUUGCUCAGGUCUUGGCCAGCCUGCGAACCGUACGAAACAACUUUGCUGCAUUAACUAAUUUGCAAGAUCGAGCACCCAGCAAACGAUCACCCAUGUGCAAUCAACCAUCCAUCAACAAAGCCACCAUCACAGAGGAGGCCUACCAGAAACUGGCCAGCGAGACCCUGGAGGAGCUGGACUGGUGUCUGGACCAGCUAGAGACCCUACAGACCAGGCACUCUGUCAGUGAGAUGGCCUCCAACAAGUUUAAAAGGAUGCUGAAUCGGGAGCUCACCCAUCUCUCCGAAAUGAGCCGGUCAGGGAACCAGGUGUCGGAGUACAUAUCGAACACAUUCUUAGAUAAGCAACAUGAAGUGGAAAUUCCCUCUCCAACUCAGAAGGAAAAGGAGAAAAAGAAAAGGCCGAUGUCUCAGAUCAGUGGGGUCAAGAAGUUAAUGCAUAGCUCCAGCCUGACUAAUUCAUGCAUCCCACGGUUUGGGGUUAAAACGGAACAGGAGGAUGUCCUGGCCAAGGAACUAGAAGAUGUGAACAAAUGGGGUCUCCAUGUCUUCAGAAUAGCAGAGCUGUCUGGUAACCGGCCCCUGACUGUUAUCAUGCACACCAUCUUUCAGGAACGGGAUUUGUUGAAAACAUUUAAAAUUCCAGUUGACACUUUAAUUACGUACCUGAUGACCCUGGAGGACCAUUACCAUGCCGACGUGGCCUACCACAACAACAUCCAUGCUGCCGAUGUCGUCCAGUCCACGCACGUGCUCUUGUCUACGCCUGCGCUGGAGGCUGUGUUCACAGACUUGGAGAUUCUCGCGGCCAUUUUCGCCAGUGCAAUACAUGAUGUGGAUCAUCCCGGUGUGUCAAAUCAGUUUCUGAUCAAUACAAACUCAGAACUUGCCUUGAUGUACAACGACUCCUCCGUCCUCGAGAACCACCACUUGGCCGUGGGGUUUAAGUUGCUCCAAGAAGAAAACUGUGACAUUUUCCAGAAUCUGACCAAAAAGCAAAGACAAUCUUUAAGGAAAAUGGUCAUUGACAUUGUACUUGCGACAGACAUGUCAAAGCACAUGAACCUGCUGGCUGAUUUGAAGACGAUGGUAGAAACGAAGAAGGUGACAAGCUCUGGAGUCCUCCUCCUUGACAACUAUUCUGACAGGAUCCAGGUCCUGCAGAAUAUGGUGCACUGUGCAGAUCUGAGCAACCCCACGAAGCCGCUCCAGCUGUACCGCCAGUGGACGGACCGGAUAAUGGAGGAGUUCUUCCGCCAGGGGGACCGGGAGCGGGAACGUGGCAUGGAGAUCAGUCCCAUGUGUGACAAGCACAACGCCUCUGUGGAAAAAUCACAGGUGGGCUUCAUAGACUAUAUUGUUCAUCCCCUCUGGGAGACAUGGGCAGACCUCGUCCAUCCUGAUGCCCAGGACAUUUUGGACACUUUGGAGGACAAUCGUGAGUGGUACCAGAGCACAAUCCCCCAGAGCCCCUCCCCGGCACCCGAUGACCAAGAGGAGGGCCGGCAGGGCCAAACUGAAAAAUUCCAGUUUGAACUAACCUUAGAGGAAGACGGCGAGUCAGACACUGAGAAGGACAGCGGAAGUCAAGUAGAGGAAGACACUAGCUGUAGUGACUCCAAGACGCUGUGCACUCAAGACUCGGAGUCCACGGAAAUUCCCCUGGAUGAGCAGGUCGAAGAGGAGGCGGUAGCAGAAGAGGAGGCAAGCCAGCCUGACACUUGUGUCAUAGACGAUGGUUGUCCUGACACGUAACAGUGUAAAAGACUGUCCCACUUUUUUUUUCUUUUUUUUUUUUUUAGUAGAAAAAUUGUUUCCAAAGUGCAUGUCACAUGCCACAACCAUGGUCACACCUCACUAUCAUCUGCCAGGACGUUUGUUGAACAAAACUGACCUUGAACUACUCAGUCUGGCGCUCAGGAAUACCGCAACCAGUUCUUUCACCUCCAUGUCAUCGGAGCAAGGGGGGGAACGUCGUCACGGACAUGACUUUGACGUGAUUUCAGCUUGGCAGAGCUGACAAGGCAGAGAAAAUCGACUCCAGCUGUUUUCGAGGGAGCUCGGCUCAUCGGGCUGCCCCCAAAGUAGAUGCAGGUGGCAGGAUUCCUUCCGGGUUUGUGUGCAGAAAUUUUAAAGAAGAGAGAAGGCAUUCGAGGGACGGAGUAAACUCACUGCUGAAGCGAUGAAAAUGUCACGAACAGGACACGGCAUCAGCCUGUGCCCAGGAGGAGGAUGAGCCGCAGAAAUUGCAUAAUUUUCUAAUUUCAAGUCUUCCUGAUACAUGACUGAACAGUGUGGUUCAGCGAGCCACACUCACCUCUACGUUUUGUAUGAUAUGUAAAACAGAUUUUUUGUAGAGCUUACUUUUAUUAUUAAAUGUAUUGAGGUAUUAUAUUUAAAAAAAACUGUUCAGAACUUCAUCUGCCACUGGUUAUUUUUUUUUCUAAGGAGUAACUUGCAAGUUUUCAGUACAGAUCAGUGAGACACACUGGAUAAAUCUCAUUUACAAAUUUUACUUGCACCUUAGAGUUCAUAGCAAUCAGACUGAUUUGUAGUGAUCUCUUGUUUUAUAUACCAAUGACUUCCAUAACCUUAAAACAGAGAAACAACUUUCUGUUGCCGGAAACCCGUUUUGUAAGUGUCGGUUGACUCCGCCUCUUAUUUCAGUCCUCCCCCCCAGCCCCAACCAGGAGAAUCGCUCCCCAUCACUGCUUCCUCCACGGUGUGCGAAGUGAGUAUUUAUUCUGUAAUCCUUUCUGUGUGCAUUCUGUCAAAUGUGUCUUAAGCCUCCUGGAAGCUCAGUCCUCAGUUGGUGUUGUCCGAAGUAAAUGGGCGAUAUAGAAAUACACCCAGUAGCCGAGAGUCCGGCUUUUUCAGGCAUCUUCCUACCUACUGCCUUCUGAUGCCUUUUUCUUUUUUUUUUUCUCUGUCCCUUACAGUCACGACACAUCCGCCCAUCACUCUACUGUUGCUCACAGUCGGGUACAAUAAGAGAGACAUUUGUCCUUCAUGCCGCACUGUCUAAUGUGUGUUCCAGCCUCUGCCCGUGUCAAGGGUGUCAGUGUCGCUAGGGUUGAUGUUCAUUUCUGCCACACGGUUCUGUGUCAUCACUAGCUUUUCCUCUGGGGUUGCGGAGGGAAACAAGCUAAGUGUGCACACGCAGUUCUGAAGAAUGCUAGCAGACUCUCUCAGCCCAGGACCAGGACAACUGUGGUUUGAACAUGGACAUAAGUCCUCCAUGAGGAGUGUCCCUGGAAAGUCACUCUCAGGGUAGCAGCUCCUCUCCCUGAAAAUUGCCAUCAAUAUUAUUGCUCCAUGAGCUUGCCCUAUAGGAAGGACUACUUCAGACACAGAAUUGAUGGUGCCACUGGCAUCAGGGCAGGGUAGUUAUACAAUGCAAUCUAAAACCUUAGAUUGACAGAUUCUGCCUCAAUACAAUAUUAAGAGGGAAUUCCAGAUUUCAACCAUGGAACUUCAUUGAUUUUUAUAUAUUAACUCCCAGUGUUAACUUGCUGAGCGUGGUUCACCUCAGGCAGCAUAUGUAUAGUCUAUGUAUAGAUCUUAGGUGGAUCCUCGGAGUUUGGAGCCCCUGUUAUUUUUUCUUUUUGGCAUCCAAAUGGGGAGUAAAAGGGAGCGUGGUAUAUAACUAAAUGAAAAAUGGUAAGUCUGAAAAAAACACACUUAAAACUUCUCUAGGAAGCUGUGGGCUGGUCACUGGGAAAGUAAGUCGUCAGCCAGGGAAAUCACCCAUGCUGAACCGAAACCCUGCUUCAAUCUCUUUAGUCCCAAGGAUGCUUAGAACCUUUGCUACAAAAAAAGGUUUCUGAUCUUUACCAUAGGACAGGAUACGAAUCAAAUAACUGACCGCUAGAGUGCCAGCUUCCCUUCCUUGUAAAGAGCAAACGGAGAAUAAUCCGCCUCGUGUGACCAGACCUUUCACAAGACAUUUGGGCACCUGUUUCUCUUUUCUUUUUAUGCAUCCCUGAAGGGGCUCCCGAAGGAAGGGCAAAGAGUCUAGAGUCGAUUCCCCCUUCCUAAAUCAUCCUCGCUCCUUUCCCUCCCUCCACGUGGCAUUUCCCCCCCCCCCCCCCAGAGUGCCUGCAGCCUUCACAAUGAAAAGAACAGCAGUAUGUUAUAAAGAGAUCCGUACCUGCCAGGGUUGGUAACCGCACUAAUGGAGCCUGCGUUGGUUCUUAACGGCACUGUGUUACAACGGCAGCCAGCGAUGGACAAUCAAGCUCUAGCAGACACAUAAUAUCCAAGGAGUUAGAGACUAGCGUCCUAUACCUACUGUCUGUUCGCCACCCCUACCCCUUUACUGUGUCCCCUUGCUCACUCACUCUCCCACCAAGGUGUGGCUCACAAUACACACUGCAUUAAAAAGAACAUCUUUAUACAAGUGGCUUUAUUUCCUAAAAUGCCAUAAGAAAAUGCAAUAUCUGGGUACUGUAUGGGGGAAACCAAGUCCAAGUUUGCAUAAAACCAGUACAUUUCAGCUUGCAAGUUACUGAGGGCGAUAACGCUGUUUUUGUUUGGUUUUCAUUCACAUCAGUUCUAAAAUACGAGUAAACCGUAUCGAUAGAACAAACUGCAGAUAAGGAAAGAAAAAAACUUGAAUGAAACAGAUUUUACAGAAAGCUUUAUGAUAAUUUUAAUGCAUUAUUUAUUUUUUUGUGCCAUGCAUUUUUUUUCCUCACCAAAUGACCUUACCUGUAAUACAGUCUUGUUUGUCUGUUUACAACCGUGUAUUUAUUGCAAUGUACAUAAUGUAAUGUUAAUUGUAAAUUAUCAGUUCUUAUUAAAACAUCGUCCCACGAUGGGAUGGUGUUGACAUAUUUGGAAACUCUUGGUGAGAGAAUGAAUGGUGUGUAUACAUACUCCUUGUACAUUUUUCUUUUCUUCUGUAAUAUAGUCUUGUCAUCCUAGAGCUUGUUUAUGGAAGAUUCAAGAAAAAAUAUAAAAUACAUAAAGAUAUAUAAAUUUAAAUAUCAUAGCUGCAGGUCUUUGGUCCCAGGGCUGUGCCUUAACUGUAACCAAUAUUUUCUUCUGUUUUGCUGCAUUUCAAAGUACGGGGAUAGUGGCUUGGGCUGGGCGUUUUGUAUCCACACGCUUCCCUGAUGGAAUUCCCUGAUGGGAUUUCUGGCAGUAGCUGGAUUUUACAAAGACUAGACAUGACUGGUGGAGAACCUCCUGACACUUUUGAGAUACACGCUCCUAAGCACCUGUCUCCAUGGAGCACGGCUGCACGGAUGGUGACUGUUUCCCAGCUGAAUGCCAGGAGCCAUUUCACCUGGACGUACGGCCUUGGUUCCCUUACUCCCAAACCUGUACUAGAGAAACGUUCUUCUCCAGUGAUUAUAGGAUGACUUGUUGGCUUCUGGACCUUACAGGAAGAUGAGUUUGAUUUGCAACAGGAGCCAUAGGUCACUCAUCUUGGUUAGUCCCCUGCUCAUCAGCUUCCUGUCAUACCAAAAAAAUUAUACAAUUUUCAAUACUAUUUUUUCCUUCAAGAUCAAAUUUAUAUAUGUAUAAUACAUACUACAUAUGUAUAAUACAUAUACAUACACACUGUUUGAAUAUAUACAUAUAUAUGUGUGUAAAUCAUCUAACUUAAACAUAGUUCUGUGACAAUGCCAAUUCCCAUAAUGUAAGGAACUCAUAUCUCUCUGCAAGUGUUUCUGUAAAAUGUCUGUCCUUGUAGGAUUGUUAAGUGUGACCUUGCACAAUGGCAAGUCCUGAAAGCCACGAGAGCUUCCUGGUGGAAAAUGUGGCCACGUCUCACUGCAGCUCAGCCCUUAGCACGUGUGGCACAGUGAAAAGACAGAUUCUUUUUUUCUAGGAAAAACGAGCCUCCUGUUAUUUUAUUUUUUGACACAAACUGUAGAUUUUAGCAGCCCUGGCCCAAAGGAAUUUGAUUACUUUUGUUUUAAACAGUACAAACGGGACACUAUACUUACAAAAUACAUCCUUACUGAUUUCAGUUUUUUUUAAACUGUUUCCUUUCUUUGGGUGUGUUUUCCGCGUGGUAAGCUGUGUGUGAGCAUCACAGAUGGUGAUUCUGUUAGUGGUUUCUUAGCCUCUCCUACAGCCCAUGGGGAUAGUACUGUACAUCAAUACCUUCAUAUAAAAUUUUUAUAUGCAAUGAAAAUAAAAGCAUGGGUUGAUUCUGCCUA
Myodes glareolus (Bank vole) is the source of this 7382-nucleotide messenger RNA. RefSeq names its product phosphodiesterase 4D (gene Pde4d). The record is from RefSeq and is a predicted model, not a curated record. Gene Ontology annotation, biological process: signal transduction. Lineage: Eukaryota; Metazoa; Chordata; Mammalia; Rodentia; Cricetidae. Gene Ontology annotation, molecular function: 3',5'-cyclic-nucleotide phosphodiesterase activity.